CUGUCAAUUGAUUAAACUCCGGUUAACUUGAGUCGUGAAACCAGCUCAAUUCAUAAGACGUGUCCCUCUUGUGAAUACUUUCAAGUCGCGUUGAGUAGACUUAAUUAUUCUGUGCGCUCGUACAAAUUAAUUUAAAAGUCGAAGUGGUAUCGCGUAUCGAGACCCGGAUUAUCACCAAGUGUGAAGCAACGCAAAUGAGACAACGUAGCGUCCAAUAUUCGUAAAGGAAAAUUAUGGAAGUUGUUGAACUCGCCGAGGAAACACCCGCGAGGAAUCAAUUUACCGUUGAUGAUUUGGACAUAGAAAUUCUCCCUCUGAUUUAUGAAAUUAUCAGGAGCGUCGAGAAGGAUCCACACGAUACAUCGCAGAAAGCGAAAGAGUCUCAAGACACUAGCCAUAAAAUAUUGGAACUGCAGAAGAAAUUAGAUUCUGCGAGAGCUCAGAUCAGAAGAUUGCCCGGGAUAGAAUAUAGCAAGGAAGAGCAACUACAAAAGUUGGAGACGCUUAGAAAGCAAUUGAGAUUGAAGAGAGAACUUUUGUUGAAAUAUCGUAAUAUGUGUACAUUUGAGGUACCAAAAGUUUAAACGGUUUAAUCUAGAAGACUGAUAUUCUUGAAGCUAGCGACAUGGUACUGCGCUGGGUCUUACGAGCAUUGCUUAACAAUGAACAACUCAUUGACAAACUGGCCAAUUCUAAGCCCAUUCGACACGCUGCUCGCAU
Orussus abietinus is the source of this 720-nucleotide messenger RNA. RefSeq names its product mediator of RNA polymerase II transcription subunit 9 (gene MED9). Gene Ontology annotation, biological process: regulation of transcription by RNA polymerase II. The record is from RefSeq and is a predicted model, not a curated record. Gene Ontology annotation, molecular function: transcription coregulator activity. Gene Ontology annotation, cellular component: mediator complex. The transcript is spliced from 3 exons. Bases 234 to 584 code for a protein of 116 amino acids. Lineage: Eukaryota; Metazoa; Arthropoda; Insecta; Hymenoptera; Orussidae.